Molecule: messenger RNA, 936 nt
Organism: Phyllotreta striolata
Lineage: Eukaryota; Metazoa; Arthropoda; Insecta; Coleoptera; Chrysomelidae
Source: the annotation of a GenBank genome assembly
AAAAUCUGUUGUAUCCCUAAACCUACACCACCAUAAAUUGCAGUGCGUUUUACUAUCGUUUAAUACCCGACACAUUGCGUACGAAUAUUGUAUUUCAUAUUCACAUCUCAUUUACAAUCACGCCUACCGAAUAUACAGAAUCACUUCAAGUCCAGGGUCACAAUGCCAUUUAAACGCUCGCAAUGCUCUCCGCAUUAUUCAACACUUCACAGCUUAUUUUAUUAUCCACUACCGUGAAACAAUUAUAAAAAAUUCUCUAGUGCGAAAAACCGAAGGAUACGUCUAUUCCAUUCCGCUCAUUCCACUGCAAUCCUUUAAGCUGUUGAUAAUUAAUUUGCAUUGCACAGUGCGAUAUCAUGCAGACGUUCGCUCUACUCGCGUUGCUCUUCCUGGGCAGCGUGGCAAGUGCGCCGGAAACCUGCGAGAAGUUCUCCGUGGACACGGAGGAAGCCAAGGGCCAGUGCUGCUUGUACUUGAAGCGGGAUCUGCAGCAGGAAGACGUGCGGUUGGUGGUCGAGCGGCGCAGCAGGCCGGCGCAGGAGUCGCCGAUCUACUUCCCCGACGGGGACUUGGUGCCCAAAAAUCCGCACGAAGACGGCGGCAGGAGGUUCCUGGACAUGGACGGGAUGGACCAAAGCAGGGGGUCCGAGGAGGAGACCGUGGGCGGCGUGCAUCGCAGGUUCCGGGGACGGCCGAGGAUCGAACACGCGAGCGCGAGGCCGACGAACGGUACCAGGAAAAACGGGACGGUUGAAAUCGGUAGCAGGAAUUUUAUCGACGCGAAGGACACGUGCCCGGAGGGAUCCAGGAUAGGGAACAACGGGAAAUGCCAGGAAAUAUUCGUGUAAUGCCGUGAGAUAUUGAGUUUUACUUGUUUUAUGUAGAUAUUUUUGACAAUAAAGUGUUUUUUUAUUAAUACUUGGAGUUUGAAACGGA